GCUACGUCCCGCCCCAUCUAUUCUAAAUGCCUUAGUAAAUACACAUCAUCCACUUUCUUUGGUUCUUAUAUACAAUAUAGGUCAUAUUCAAAUGUAGUGUUAGUUAAAAUGACGCCUCUGUAUUCCAUAUGCAAGUUUAGCAGACCUCGCCAUUUCAGGAGAACUAUCAUUCUGGCUCCAGAUUACUCCCUUGGAACUAAUUCAAGGAAGGCAAUUUUAGCUCCCCUUAAUUUAUGUGGUAUCGAUGUGGUAAUAUAUCUUUAAAGACUCCACAUAAUUUAAGUUAGAGGAGCAGUUCAUGACUCUCCUCAAUUUGCGUUGAUGGCGAUGUCUGGUGUGGUCGUUACAGAACCUAUUAGUGGAGACAUGUUAACAAUGGCAGCAAACGUAUGACAACUCUUUAACAAGUAAUUAUUUAGAUAUUAAAAAAAAUUCUGUUUUAUUUAUUGGUAAUGAAGAGCCAUAAGUUCCAAGUGUAUUAAACGCUGUUGUACCUUUUUUAAUUUCAGCUAUUCUGCUGUCAUUAUAUCAUGCCCAGUCAAAGAACGAAGUAGGCCAUUUGCGAUUUCGGUCACCACGAAUAAUUCAACUUCGAUAACAAACAUCAUAAAAAUUACCUACCCAUCACAGAAGAAUAAGAAUAACAUAACGGUAUGCGGACCCGUGCUACAUUCCCACUACAAACACGUACAUGCCAUUAUUUCUUUUAUAGAAAUGAACAUACUUCUAGGCGCUCAGAGAUUCGUUUUAUACAACUACAGUGUGACACCGGAAGUGAGCCUCGUUCUCAGUGGAUAUGUAAAAGAGGGUCUUCUUGAACUCGUGCAGUGGGAUAUACCUGUAAAAGAUAUUCAUUAUUUCGGCCAGAAUGUUAUAAUCAAUGACUGCUUAUACAAGCAUCUUCACGUGUCGCGGUAUCUGGCGUACUCGGACGUGGAUGAACUAAUUAUGCCCCAAAAACAUAAAACCUGGAUGGCUUUGAUACAGAGUGUUCGUAAACGUACUCCAAAUGUUGGGUCUAUUGCGUUUAGGAACACCUUCUUUGGCACAAAUGGAAAUUGGCGGAUGGACACUAAAGGAUAUAACCAGUCGAAAGAGGCGCGGCUGUAUCGUGUAACUCCUCUUCUUCGUGUUUGGAGAGACAAAAAAAUAUUGCCUGCAUUUUCAAGAACCAAGCAAAUUGUGAUUCCAGAAAGGGUUCGGUCUGUGAGGAUUCAUUUAGUUGACAAACAUAUGUACAGAAAACAGUUUGAGGCGUACGUGGUGUCUCCCAAGGACGGAUUAUUGUACCACUAUCGCUGGGUGUCUGGGGUGAAAGAGAAAAUCAAAGAUGACAGACUUAGAACGUACAGCGAUAUGUUGUUAAGUAGUGUUAAAAGGAGACAUUUCCAGUUUGUAACCGGCAAGAAAGUCUAACUAUAUUUUACUCUGAUUAUUCAGUUUCAUUUAAACUUGUACUAAAAAUAUGAUCUCUUUUAACUCUCUCUCUCUCUCUCUCUCUCUCUCUCUCUCUCUCUCUCUCUCUCUCUCUCUCUCUCUCUCUCUCUCUCUCUCUCUCUCGCUCUGUUUGGUAGGGAAUUAUAUUGUUUACACAUACCCACAUUCUUAUCAUAAAGACAUAAAUUAUCACAGCCGUAUGCAUCCUAUACUAAAUUUAAGAAAAUUGUAUCACAAUUGUGUUGCUCCCUCUCUCUAUCUCUCUAUCUCUCUCUCUCUCUCUCUCUCUCUCUCUCUCUCUCUCUCUCUCUCUCUCUCGUUAACAACAUAACCACUAGUAACUCGAAUAUCUACACGACGAACUGUUCUCUGCCAGAUAUACUUUUACAGGAGCCUUCUCAGAUGUUUCACCGACCAGUGAUCCAUAACUUGUUCAACAAAGGCCAUGGUUUGUGCUAU
Messenger RNA from Gigantopelta aegis, 1896 nucleotides. RefSeq lists its product as uncharacterized. The coding region runs from base 715 to 1416 and encodes 233 amino acids. The record is from RefSeq and is a predicted model, not a curated record. The transcript has a single exon. Lineage: Eukaryota; Metazoa; Mollusca; Gastropoda; Neomphalida; Peltospiridae.